GUGAAAACCUCCACUUAUAGUGGCUGCAUAAGCUUAACUGCACAGAGCUAUACUGCUUUUUGAAAUAUUAACUUGCCAGUUCAGCAACGGCUAAGAAAACAAUCCUAGACUUGGAAAUUCAAAGACUGGAGGGAUUCCUUUGGAACCCCUUUGUGUACAUGUGUGUGAAGAAUUGUAGGCAUCCAGCACUCUGCUGACUCUGACAUGCCCCCAGCAUCCCCCAGCUCUGCAGGGAGCCCUGGUGUCGGAGACCUUCUCCCGCUUCUCCCUAUGGGCGCCUGACCUGAGGGCAGAGCUGUCUGAGUGUGCAUAAGCACAGUAGGACAUCAGGACCUGGCCGGAAGACAUUUCCUCUCCUCCCCUCUGGACUUCUCAGAGACUGUUCUGCGAUGACCACAGCAAGGUACCGGCCCACCUGGGACCUGGCCCUCGACCCGCUGGUGUCUUGCAAGCUCUGUCUUGGGGAGUACCCAGUGGAGCAGAUGACAACCAUAGCCCAGUGCCAAUGCAUCUUCUGUACUCUGUGCCUGAAACAGUAUGUUGAGCUCUUGAUCAAAGAAGGAUUAGAAACCGCAAUUAGCUGCCCAGAUGCUGCCUGCCCUAAACAGGGCCACCUACAGGAGAACGAGAUUGAGUGCAUGGUUGCAGCUGAAAUUAUGCAAAGAUAUAAAAAGCUACAAUUUGAAAGAGAGGUGCUGUUUGAUCCCUGUCGGACUUGGUGCCCAGCGUCCACCUGCCAGGCUGUGUGUCAGCUCCAGGACGUGGGGCUGCAGACCCCCCAGCCAGUGCAGUGCAAAGCCUGCCAUAUGGAAUUCUGUUCCACCUGCAAAGCCAGCUGGCACCCUGGCCAGGGCUGCCCGGAGACCAUGCCAAUCACCUUCCUUCCCGGGGAGACCAGUGCUGCGUUCAAAAUGGAAGAGGACGAUGCGCCCAUCAAGCGCUGCCCCAAGUGCAGGGUCUACAUCGAGCGAGACGAAGGCUGCGCCCAGAUGAUGUGCAAGAACUGCAAGCACGCCUUCUGCUGGUACUGCCUGGAGUCUCUGGACGAUGAUUUCCUUCUGAUACACUAUGAUAAGGGACCCUGCCGGAACAAGCUGGGCCACUCCCGGGCAUCUGUGAUCUGGCAUCGGACACAGGUAGCAGAAAACGCCUUUUAUUGUAUUCAGUCCAACCGCUUUGCUCGGAAAUGGCUCUCCUCCAUAUUGUUGCUGUCUGGCCUGUGGCCUAAGUCUUCAGGAAUGUUCUCAACUCUUGGAUGCCAAAAUCACUUGGUUUAUUGGGUGAAUCAACCCGUCCAGCCAUUCUUGGCUCCCUCUUGUGGUGCUAAACCGGAGGGAGCACGGACUCUGCCUGGGCCGUCUGGCCCCGGGGAGGUCAACCAGAGAAGGCGGACGGGUACAGCAGGUGGCGGGGCUCCGUUGCUGGUGGUGCUGCCUCCGGGUGCGGUCCAGAAGCAGUCCUUCCCUACGCUGGGUUGCACCUCAGUUCUUCCAGCGGACCUGGGUGUACAUACAUUUGUUUCUAAAAAUCGAGAAAGAAAUUUGCCAGCAAAGCGUCUUAUCAACGUUAAAGAAAGACUCUUAGAGGAACCCAAAUUACGGGGCGUAGAGGGUGGGAAUGGCACUGACUUCGAUAGCGUGUGCUUGUCUGGAAGUUCUGUGGAGCCUCCAUCUGCUGAGCACCCUGACGUUCCUUGCCGGGGACUGCUGGAUCUCACCCCCAGGGGGUCCUGCCAGUGUGGUGUUGACCAGAGCAACUGCCCAUCCGUCGGCGGGAGGAUUCUGGCCUUCAAGAUAGGCUCAGAAAUAUCCAAACGCCCAGUUCUACUUGCUCCUGCUUUGUUCCUGCCAAAACCCCGAGGCGCCCUCUCCGGAGAUGAAGAAAUUGACAGCAGGCGGAAGGAGUCCUGGAGCUUCCAGCGCAAGCCUCUGCUCCCCACAGCGGCUCCGCUGGAGCCAAGGUGCCCGUCAGAGCUCCCCAUCCGUGGCCCUCCUUGCUUUCCUGCUGCAGAGGAACAGAGGCAGGAGGUGAGGGCCUCUGGCCGGACCGGAGAUGGGUGGCGCGCACCCUCCAGAGAGCUGCGGCAGGGACCGCCUUACGAGCUGCCUCCUUGGAGAAACAGCCGCACAUCUGUGAGAAUGGCCUGCCGCGGGGCCCAUACUCAGAUGGAAGGAACUGGGAGGUUUCUGGCCAGAUGCUUCUGUGUGUAG
Mandrillus leucophaeus (drill) is the source of this 2210-nucleotide messenger RNA. It is a transcript of the gene RNF144A, whose product is annotated as ring finger protein 144A. Gene Ontology annotation, biological process: ubiquitin-dependent protein catabolic process; positive regulation of proteasomal ubiquitin-dependent protein catabolic process; protein polyubiquitination. The transcript is spliced from 14 exons. The record is from RefSeq and is a predicted model, not a curated record. Bases 390 to 2210 code for a protein of 606 amino acids. Gene Ontology annotation, molecular function: ubiquitin conjugating enzyme binding; ubiquitin protein ligase activity; zinc ion binding. Lineage: Eukaryota; Metazoa; Chordata; Mammalia; Primates; Cercopithecidae. Gene Ontology annotation, cellular component: Golgi apparatus; ubiquitin ligase complex; cytoplasm.